AUGGACGACAAUACACCCAUUGCCAAUUUCUUGAACAACUUUGUCGGCGAGGGGAAAACGAGACAGGAUCAGGCGACGGCGGUUACCGAGAUAUUCAUUGAUCAGUGGAUUACUACUCUUGGUGACUGUAAGAAAUUCACUGCCGAGGACUUGAAAGAAUGGAAAGUACCUGCAAUGGUCGUGAAGGGACUAGAUGAACAAGGGUUUUUAAAGCCAUCCACAGACCAAGAAUUACUCGUUCAUGACUAUGAGGAUGUUGCCACUUUCUUUCCAGAGUUUCAUAACUUCCCUACUAUUAAUGAACUGCAGGGCUGCCUUGAAAGGCCACCAACCAAACUGAUCCCAGUUAGGGAACAAGUGUUAGACAGUGAUCUGGCACACAUUAGAUCACAUGUCACACUGAGUCGAAAAAGCAAUUCACCAGAAUUGAGUCGCCUUUUUGAAAAUGCAAUCAAAGCACAAUCACCAUCAGCAACAGUACCUUUAAAGAGGCCAGACUUGUUAUGUUGGAUGCAUUCAGUAUUGGUAUUGAAAGGAGAAGAGAAAGAGACAGUGGAAGAUCUUUCAACAGCAGAGCAAGAGCUACUACAGACAUGGAGCCCUAUCUAUUUUGGAAAUCUUCAAUAUAUGUUUGGUUAUGCUGCUGCAGGGACAUUAAUAAGGUUCUAUGCAAUUGACAGUUCCAUGAACAUUACCAAUAUCAGCAGAGAAUUUGACCUGUCACAUGUGACUGAUCGAGUCUUGACAGUAGCAACAGCUUUGAAUAUGGCUCAAUGUAUACAGCAUUUUGUACACCAACUCCCAACUACCUAUACCAUGACAUUACCUCUCUAUGCUACUAUUAAGCGAACAUAUUCUGAGAUUAUGUUUCUUGAGAACCGAGUCAGGAAGAAAAUCAAGAGCUUUGGUGUGCAAUAUAGGUUUUCAACAUUUGAAGACUUGAAAACCAUUUACAGGAAGACUGAAAGUACACAGCACAUUAUCCAUAAAUUUGGCAUGUCACGUCUGGAAGGAACAACAUAUACAGUUGAGCUGCACCCUGUGGGAUUUCGACGGCACCCUAAAUCAUUAUUGGAGCUUAAAUGUGCAAUCCGAUGCAUCCUUAAGGCUUUGUGUGCAUUGCACCAAGCAGGCUUUGUACAUAAAAACAUUUGUUGGGAGAAUAUUAUAGUGUCAGCAAAUGAUAGCACAGAUUGGAUUUUAAUUGAUUUAGAGCAUGCUGGCAAGAUUGGUUCUGUUUCAUAUCAGCUGCAGUGGUGGCCUCAUGGUGUUGGACUGGGUGCAGAGCCAUAUAAUCCAAGAUGUGACCUUUAUCUUGUAGGUGAGCUUAUAAGGCUUAGUGGCAUGAUUCUAGGGGAUGCUGACAUAGCAUUCAUGAAUAAUCUUCAAGAAAUGCCAAAACACUAUACAGCAAUGAAGGCACUCAAAGAUAGCUGGUUUAUUUAG
Paraglomus brasilianum is the source of this 1446-nucleotide messenger RNA. Lineage: Eukaryota; Fungi; Glomeromycota; Glomeromycetes; Paraglomerales; Paraglomeraceae. The record is from the annotation of a GenBank genome assembly.